ACGUCAAACAAUACGAGAACAAAAAUUCGAUUUUCUAUUCAUCAUAAAGAAAAUAUUAUUUUUAAAUGAAAAAUACAUAUUCAGUGUAAAAUGGAGACUUCUGCAGCUCCAGCUAAAGGCAAAGGUCCAAUCAUAGACCCUGCCCUAUGCAGAUGUUGCAGAUCUAUAAAGAAAUGCCGUCUGUUAACUGUAGAGUACGAAUGGAUGGGAACUAAAGAAACUUAUUCAGACAUGUUUAUGGAUUGUUUUGGGCUUCUUCUAUCAAACCUCGAUGGAGAGACUAAGGAGUGUUGUAUAUGUGCAACCUGCGUGGUGAGACUCCGGGAUGCUUGUGCAUUCAGACAGCAAGUACUCCAAUCCGAAGAGGUGUUUCUCAGUACGAGGCUGCAUUUGAAAGAAGAUUGUUCGGAUAAAGUCGAGGUAGUGAUCAAAGCGGAACCAUUAUGCGAAGAGUCUGAUGGAAUGGAAGAUAGGGAUGAUCUCCCCGAUCAGGAUAUGGGAGAUACAGAUGCGAUAGACACGAAAAUGGAUAUGGAUUUGAAGAACGAGGUCGAAGAAGCUCCCGUGUCUGGUCGCACGCGAGCCAAGAGGGAGCGGGGACAACAUUCAAUUAAGAAGGAGAUUUCAAUCAAGAUGAAGAAACUACGAGCUAAACUUGACGAGAUGUUGGAUAAACCUGUUGCAGAAGUCCCAGUGAAGAAGGAACCUGGUAAAAAGAAGAAACAAGAGUUGGACCAUGACUUUAUGGUGUACACCAACGCACUAACAAUAGUCCAUAAUUCCUAUGUCUGUCCAUUUCAGAACAGAAUCAGCAUAUAUUACUGUUUCUACUGCAGAGAUCAAUUUACAAAUCCAAACGAACUCCGAGAACACACUCUCACCCACGAUCCAGUCGAAUUAUUCCAAAACACAAUGGAGAAUCGUAAAAUUCCAAAAAUCGAUAUAACAAGAAUCGAUUGUCGAUUGUGUAACGAGAAAAUCGAUGAUUUGGACGUUUUCAAAAAGCACAUCACUAGUGUACACGGAAAAAUGUUGUACCCCGUCACGAAUGAGUUUCUUAAAUUCAAACUGAGUUUAGAUAAUUUGAUUUGCACCGAAUGUAAUGGAGCCUUUCCAUAUUUCGACGUUUUAAAGAAACAUAUGAUCGAUCAUUUCGGUACUUAUAUAUGCGAUGUUUGCGGGGCGUGCUUUUUAGAGCGUAAUUCCUUAAGGACGCACAUAAAAUCGCACACAAAAGUCGAGGAGAGUUUUCCUUGUGAAAUAUGUGGGAAGAAUUUGAAAAGUAAAUACAGCAGGUAUUUACACGUAGCUACAGUGCACGAGAAGAAGCCAACGGUCAAUUGUUACAAAUGUGAAGCGAGUUUUUUAUCUUACGCGCUAAGAAAUCGACACUUGAUCGAGGUACACGGCGAUAAACGGACUUUUGCAUGUAAACUUUGCGAUAAAGUUUACAAUAGGAGAAAAACUCUUAUGGAGCACAACCGAAGGAAUCACCUCAAAGUUUAUAGGCAUCAAUGUGAUUUGUGUGACCAGCGAUUCUAUUUACCGUCCCGUUUGAAAGAACAUAUGGCAACACACACAGGGGAAAGGAAUUUCAGAUGUGAAUUCUGUGAUAAGAGUUAUCCUCGACUUCAAUCGCUACAGGAGCAUAUUCGAUCCCACAGCAGCGAUAGAAGGUUUAAAUGUGAUAUUUGUAACUCGACGUUCACACAGAAUGGUAGUUUGAAAAGUCAUAUGAAGUCACAUCAUCACCAGAAUUAUGAAUUGGAUGCGAAUUAUACUUAAUUGAUUUUUUUUUAAUCACACUUGAGUUUAAUUAUAUCGGUGUAAUAGAAA
Molecule: messenger RNA, 1836 nt
Organism: Spodoptera exigua (beet armyworm)
Lineage: Eukaryota; Metazoa; Arthropoda; Insecta; Lepidoptera; Noctuidae
Source: the annotation of a GenBank genome assembly